Messenger RNA from Liolophura sinensis, 4627 nucleotides. Its product is annotated as atrial natriuretic peptide receptor 1-like. The record is from RefSeq and is a predicted model, not a curated record. The transcript has 24 exons. The coding region runs from base 71 to 3676 and encodes 1201 amino acids. Gene Ontology annotation, cellular component: plasma membrane. NCBI's taxonomy places the organism in Eukaryota, Metazoa, Mollusca, Polyplacophora, Chitonida, Chitonidae. Gene Ontology annotation, molecular function: protein kinase activity; guanylate cyclase activity; peptide receptor activity. Gene Ontology annotation, biological process: protein phosphorylation; cGMP biosynthetic process; receptor guanylyl cyclase signaling pathway.
ACCAUGGGCUACCAGAUUCAUCAGUCUUGCUGUGCUUUCUCUACUGUUUUGCUGCCUUCCCGGGUGCCAAAUGGCAUUGAUACACAUUGCCUGGAUGGCUCCGGAAAAGCGCUACUCGUACUUCAAUGCCUCCAGCAGCGCCGGGGCAUUAGCAUUAGCAUUGGAAGAUGUCAUUGAUAUGGACAUACUACCAGGAUACGAAUUCAACAUCACGUGGAUAAACUCUGACUGCAGUAGUCAACAGAGUAUUGGAAAACUGGUUGAUUUAUUAAACUCCAUGGAGGUAGAUUUCAUUCUGGGGCCACCAUGCACCAAUGCAAUGAUACCAGUAGCUGAACUGGCAGCUUACCGUAACAUUCCUGUGUUCAGUUGGACUUCAAACAGCAAAGAACUGGACGAUAAGGAGUCCUUCUCUACCCUCGUCAGAACGUUGCCACCAGUCUCAUCACUGGGAAGCAUGUUUACGAUGGUGUUUAAACCGUUCAAUUGGACUCGAGCCGUUAUGAUCUCUACCCAUGAAUCCCAACAAGCGGACGUAGCCGAUUCCAUUGAAGCCGUCUUCGAAUAUUUCUCCAAACUUGGGCUAAAGCUUGUCCGACAUUACUCCAUUCUUCAGCAAGUGGAGACAGAAAAGAACAUACGAUCGGUGUAUACCACCAUAAGACGAGAGGCCAGAAUUGUGAUAUUGGUAGUUCCAAUCAAUGAAAUCAGAAAAUACAUGAUCAUCGCAGACGACAUGGACAUGACGGACGGGACAUACCAAUUCCUGUACACUCAGCAGAAGAUCCAGAACGAGGACGAUCUGCAAAUGCUACAGAGUGAGCAUGUCUGGAGGAGAUGGGACGGCAAGGAUGAGCAGGCCUUUCGGGGAUUCCACAAUCUACUCCUGAUGGUACUUGGGGGAAGCGAAAGUAACUUCACCGUAUUUAAAGAAGAUACGUACAAGGCAAUAUCAAAAGAGCCCUGGAGAACGCUACUUCCUGACCCUUGCCAGCCGGACGAGUACUCCCCCUUUCUAUAUGACGCCGUCAUGUUGUUCGCGCUGGUUUGUAAUCGAACUCUCCAGAUUGGGAGGAAAAUAUCGGGAGAAAGUAUAAAGGAACUGGCCUACCUAACUUAUUUUGAAGGAAAAACGGGUCAAGUCAUUCUAUCUCCUGCCGCUGAUCGACAGCCGACAUUUUGGAUAUUUGACCUCAAUUCACAAGGCCAUUUUAAUUUGGUAAUCUCAAUAGACAACGUUGUGAAGAAUGGGACGACAGAAAUGGAACCCAAUAUCCGCGGAGAGAUUUUAUGGGGUGACGGUACCGUCUAUAGCAAGGACAACAAACAUGUUCCAUCUGAUAUACCCGUAUGUGGUUUUGAGGACGAGUUGUGUCACAUGACUAGUGACCACAUUAUUGAAACGGUCGUUCCGGGGGUCAUCGGGGGAACAUUCGCCAUAUUUGCAGUUCUAGGUUUUGUUAUUUGGAGGCGGAUAAAAUACGAAAGAGAACUGGGAAACAUGAUCUGGAAGGUUCCUUAUUCAGAGCUCCGAACGAGUAACACUCGCCAGGACUCCUCGUUUACACGGAUGGGAUCUCUGCGGAGUGUUAUCAGUAUGAGUAGUCACAACCUGUCCCCGGAGAAACACUUCAGCCCUAUCGUGGAAAUGUCCGUGCAGAGUGUUUGUGGGCUAGGCAGCCUGGGUGCGGUACAUCAGUACAUCCCAGUGGCUUAUCUCAGAGGCAACUUAGUAGCCAUCAAGAAAGUACAUAAACAGAAGAUCCGGGUGGAUAGGCAGCUUCAGAUGGAAAUGAAACAGAUGCUGGAGAUGAAACAUGGAAAUCUGACCACAUUUGUCGGAGCUUGUGUAGAAUCACCGUUCAUCUGUUGUUUGUGGGAAUAUUGCAAAAAAGGCAGUUUACAGGAUGUCAUACAGAAUGAGGAUAUUAAGCUGGAUCUGAUGUUCAAGUUAUCCAUAGCUGCUGAUAUUUGCAAGGGAUUAGAAUACAUCCAUAAAAGUCCCCUGGUAAUCCAUGGAAAUUUGAAGAGCUCAAACUGCGUGAUUGAUAGCAGAUGGACAUGCAAAUUGACUGAUUUCGGUCUUACCACCUUCAAAAAGGGCGAGGAGCAGGAUCCUGAAAGGUGUGGGGAGCACGCGCGGUACGCGGCUCAUUACUGGACAGCACCAGAAGUGUUACGGGCCUUGUACUGCUCGAAGUCUAAGAUUGUGCAACGCACUCAAGAAGCGGACAUUUACAGCUUUGCCAUCAUCGCCAAGGAACUCAUUUGCAGGAACGACCCGUUUGCAGAAGAAUCUCACUUGUCACCUAAAGAAAUUGUGAAGAAGCUUAUGCAGCCCGAAUUUGGAGUCCCGUUUCGACCACAUAUAAGUGAUGACAUUGAACUUAAUGACAACAACAACGGUCAGGGAAACUCCCGUGUGGUCGUAGAGGUCAUCAGAAUGUGCUGGUCAGAAGAACCUGCUGACAGGCUCACCAUGAAAGCGGUCAUCAGGAAAAUGAAUAAAUAUAAUCCCUACAAAAAGACGAAUGUUUUGGAUAACAUGAUUAACUUAAUGGAGAAAUACUCAAAUCAUCUUGAAGAGCUGGUGAAUGAAAGGACCGGACAGUUGGAGGAAGAAAAGAAAAAGACAGACGACCUUCUGUACAGGAUGCUACCAAGAUCGGUUGCUGAAAAUUUAAAACUGGGGAAAUCGGUUGAAGCUGAACUUUUCGAGGCAGUAACAAUUUACUUCUCUGACAUCGUUGGGUUUACGAAGCUAGCAGGUGAAAGCACGCCGAUGCAGGUCGUUGACUUUCUGAAUGCUCUGUACACCCUGUUUGACGACACCAUCAGUGGAUAUGAUAUUUACAAGGUGGAAACAAUUGGAGACGCAUACAUGAUUGUUAGUGGACUCCCAGUUCCAAAUGGAAAUAAACAUAUUACGGAAAUUGCCGAUGUGUCUUUGGACAUUCUGAGCAAAGUCGUAGAUUUCAGAAUUCCCCAUGACAAAGACCGUAGACUUCAAAUACGAAUAGGUAUUCACUCUGGGUCUGUGGUAGCGGGAGUUGUUGGUCAAACCAUGCCGCGGUACUGCCUGUUUGGAGAUACUGUGAACACAGCAUCGAGAAUGGAAUCAACGGGCGCCCCCAUGCAUAUCCACUUGAGCCCCAACUUUCACGCAUCCCUUUCUGCAUAUGGAGAUUAUAGGACAAAACAGCGGGGUCAGGUUCAAAUCAAGGGUAAGGGCCAAAUGACGACAUACUGGUUGUUAGGGAAAAAAGGGUUCAAGGGCCACCUCCCGAUGUCAUCGGAGCCAGUCAUAAACAGUGACGCGAAAAAUGAUCCGCCUCACGUGACAGUUACCAGUUGUGACGCCAUGGACUAUCCGUUGCCAAAACUCGCUUCUUCAGCAAAACCAAAGACGUUUGACCCACCCACUGGAAUGCCAACCACAAAGGGUAUCGGGUGCAAUUCAGGAAAUCCCUUGGCAGACCUUAAUGAUCCUUAUACGUCAACAGCAGAACCGCCGCCGGUGGAAAGCACAGAACGAUAUUUCGACGUUAAAUUGGGUAGCGCCAUAAACACAGUUAACCCAUAUCCACAGUCUCACGAUAUUCAAAUGGAAGCUGAAGUAUUAGACUCAGACCACUCCCGUAAACGUGGUAUUGUUAUCUCCAGCACAAAGCUUUAGCGACCAUGACAAAUGGCUAUUCGUUGUUCGCCAGACAACCCUCUCAUGUGUCACUGGGCAAGAGGAAACAGGGCUGGGCAGAGUUAACACAUACAGUUCACCCUGUAAGCCGACUAAUCCUCCCUGAACAAGGAAAUGGAACAGGUGCACUUUCUUUUCAUUUCUUAAACGGUAAAUUGAUGGCGGGGCCUAUUUACCAAUACGAUCGCAGCUCAUGUGGCUUCCCCUCCUUCUAUGGAAGGCCUGCUAACAACCUGUGUAUGAUCUGAUAUCAAGUACGAUGAAAUACUCCCUGUGACUGUAAACACUAACAUUCCAAAAUUUGUGACAUGUUUUAGGUGAAACGCAACCUUGCUCCCUAAUACGGCCUACUGUGAUUCAUUUUUGGAAAUCGUUCGUCUCUCACUUUCCUAAUUUCUCACUUUGCUAAUGUUACUUGCUGGAUGCUCAAUGGUCUUCUCUAGCACCCGUGACUGCAGGCAGCCCGGUGUUUGUCUUAUCAUGCACGAACAAGAUUGUUUCUUUGCUUGCAACAUGCUGAUCCAAUGUUGUGUACCACUUCUUUAUGGGGGUUUUUCUGAAAUAUUGUGUUGUUUCCCAUACGAUUAAAGAACACCAAUUUUAUCAAUAGUUAAAGGUAAAGGCAGAAAAACUUCAAAACUUUUUAAAAAAUCUAAAAGUUUCGGUGAUGAUGACUUCCUUUCUUGUGACCCUUUUCUUUAAACUUAGGACUACAAGAGGCUUUGUAAGUUUCACAUUAUGGUAUUAGUUUAAUUAUUUACUUAAUUGUUGUGUAACUCAAUACUCAAAUAUGUUAUUAGUAUUUCUGUUUAAGUAAAACGUAAAGCAAUACCGGUGUAAAAAGUUUUGCAGAUAUUGAGUAUUUCUUUUUUUCACUUCUUAAUUUAUGUGACCUAUUAAGAGUAUUCGAGUAUAUUUCAUUUGUGUAGU